AUGAGUAAUAUCAAAGAAAAUAACAGCACAAGUAAUAAAAAAUCUGUAAAGAACAACAAUACAACAAAAAGUAAUGUUGAAAAAAUGAAGGAAAAUGGAAGUGUUAAUGAAGACAAGUGCGGAGAGAAGAAUGACAUAGAAGAGAAUUAUAAAGAUAGGAAUAUAUCAAAAAAUUUGAGAAAUGUAAAGAAUGAAGAUGACAAUAGUACGGAUAGGGAUUCACAUGCUGUAGUUAAUAGUCAUAAUGCUUGUAAUAAUAUUAGUUUUAACAACGGGUUGGAGAAGGGAGAAGAGGAACAGCAAAAAAAAUCAAAAGGUGAGGAAGCAAAAGAUGAGGAAGCAAAAAGUGGGGAAGUGAAAGGUGAGGAAGCAAUAGGUGGGGAAGCAAAAAGUGGUGAAGCAAAAGAAGAGGAAGCAAAAGAAGAAGAAGCUAAACAAGAUGAUAACCAAAAGGAUGAAAAGGAGGAAGAAAAGAAGAAAAAAAAGAAAAAUAAUAAGGCAACAAAUUCUGGAAGUGUCGAAUAUUGUAAUAGCGGAGUAAGGAAGAAGGAAUAUCAAAGUGCAAAGGGUGGUAGCCACGAAAAGGUAAAGACAGAAGAUGGAAAUAUUGUCUCAGUGAAUAAUGGAAAUGAUAACAAUAAUAACAUGAAUUUGAAUAGUAGUAGUAUCAGUAAGAAGGAUGCUGGUGGACAUGAGCAUGGAAAAACCAUAAAAGAUAAAAGGCUAAUGAACAAGGGUAAUAAAAAUGAUCCAGUAAAUUCCUCGUAUAAUAACAACCCUAAUAGUAACAAUGAUUGGAGGAGUGGUAAUAAAGAAAAGCAGAAUGAUUACAAUAAUUCGGGUAUGAAAGAUUUAAAUAAGAAAAGGAAUUUUAACAAGAAUGAAAAUAAAAAUUUCGAUGGGGGAUAUAAUGGAAAUAUCAGUAAUACAGGUAAUAUGAACAGUUAUGUAAAUAAAACAAAUUAUAAAUAUGAUUACAAAAAUAAUAAGAACAAUUAUAACAUGAAAGGAGGGAAAAAUUAUAAAGUUCCACCACCAAGUAUGCAUCAUAAUAGCAGUAACAACAAUAAGAGUGCUCUGAAUUAUGAAGGUUAUAAUAAUAAUAAUAAUAAUAACAGUAACAAUAAUAAUAAUAAUAGUAGUAAUAAUAAUAUUAAUAAUAAUAAUUCUAGUGAGAAUAUGAUGGUGGAAUCUAUGAAUAAUAUGAUGAUGUAUAAUAGUAGUAACAAUUCUAAUUUUAGUUAUUUACCUAACUAUCCGUGUAAUUAUCCAUAUAAUUAUUAUCUAGAUGAGAAUGAUACUAAAAAUGUAGAUUUAUCGAAUUAUUAUGCAUCUAACAAGAUGUAUAACGCAGUUGCUGCAUCUGGAGGUGCAUCUGCGCUAGGAGGGAUAAGUGCGGGUUCAUCACCAGGAGCUGGGCCAGCAGUAAGUGUUGGACCGAAUGGAGCAGUUAUGCCAGAUGGUUAUAAUAAUGAUGGUAAUUAUGAUAACCGAUUUAAUUACAACAAUAUGAUGAAUGAAUUUUAUAAUUAUUUACCUUUUAAUUAUUAUUAUUAUAAUAUGAAUAAUUUAUACUUUGGAGGCACAAAUUAUGGGAACAGUGCUCAUAAUUUAUAUCAUGAUAAUAUAAAAAAUCGAAAAAAUAAAAAAUAUUUAUAUGAUAAAAAUAAAAAAAAAAAUUUUAAAAAUAUGACACCAUCAAAUAUGUAUAAUGAAAUAAAAAAUAGAGUAAUCGAUAUUUUCAGAAGAGAAAAUGUUAUGACAGAUGAUUAUUUAUUAUACUACAUGUAUAAUAAUGUCAAAUUGAGUAUUGAUAUAAUAGCUAAACAUCCUUAUAUUUCUCCCCUUGUUAGUAGUACGAAUAAUCAGAAUAAUAUGACCAUUCUAGCCAAUGUGUUAAACGAUUUGAAAUGCAUUAAUUUGAAUAAAAAAGAGGAUGGUUCUCUUGGAGAUAUUGAUAAACUCGCAGCAGAUCCCAGUGCAUCAUCAACUCUGCAGGCAUCUCCUGAAAAUGGAAAGAUUAACCAAAUUUCCUCGGAUAUUGUUUCCACUGAUAAAUUGUCAGUACAAGGUGGAGAUGUGCUAAAGAAGGUUAAUGAUAUCAGAACAAAUGUGGAACAAAACGAACAGAAUAAUAAGAGUGAUGAGAAGGAAAGUGCAAAAAUUUCUGAAGAAAAUAAUGAUAAAGGAAUGAUAAAUGAAAAAAAAAUCAAAGUUGAAAUAACAUCUGGAGCAGUAACAGAUGUAGAUACAGCAGGAAACGAUGAAGCCUCUUCAACGAGAGGAGGAAUGGGUUCUGAAGAUAAAAGAGAAGAUGACGUGAUCAAAGGAAAUGUAACUGAUUAUGACAAAACAUGUGUUGCAAAGGAGGAGGGUGCUGAAGAAGGAGUAGAUAAAAUUAUGGAUGAUACUGAGAAUUCCAUUAAAAACAAUGAAGAUGUAAAAGAAAAAAAAAUUAGUGGAGAAACAGAAACGAUGAAAGAAUCAGAAGAAAAUGCUUUACAUGCAGAUAAAAACAAAAUUAGUGAUAACAAGAACAUGAACACUAAAGCUGCAAGUAUAAACACAAACAUAAUAAAUGAUGUGGAUAGUAGUAGUAAUGUGAAAAUUCCGUUUGAAGAAGAUAACAAGAACUUUUUGCUAAAUUUAAAUAACAAGAGAAACAUUAUCAUUGUAAGAGACAUAAAUUCUCAUUAUAUUAACACAAUAAAAAGUAUUGUAUUGAACAGUCCAAAUAUUCAAUCGAGCGAUGUUUUAAAUAUUCGAAAUGAUGUCAAUAAUACUAUUUUCAUAACUUUGAGGAAUGAAAAAAAAACAGAAUCACUAGCACAGUAUUUGAAAACUAAAUCAGUGAACGAUAAAAAAUUAAAUGUGCGAAUAAAAACAUCGCAGAGAAUUCAAAAUAUUAUUGAAAACAAUAUUUUUAAAUCAGGAAGUAGUAUUAUGGUCAAUAGUAGUACUAGUAAUAGUAAUAUUAAUGGAUUCCCCCAAGGUAAUAACAUUAGUGGAAAUAUCAAUACAAACACAUCAUCCACUAUAGGAAUAAAUGCAAGGGGAGUUCACAAUAUGGCAACAACUAAUUCUACAAAUGGAAAUAGUACACAUGUCGGUGUUGGUGCCAAUGCUGCAGGUGGUAGUAGUAAUAGUAAUGGUUCAAUUCCUGCAGCUACUACAGCUUCUGCAGCUGUAACGGGAUCAGCAAAUUCAACAUCAUCAAAUGUUGUACCUAUGUCUUCCUCUUCAGCUUCUGCAGCUGUUGUUUCUGCUGCUUCUACGUCUAAUGCAGGAACUGUGACAUCGAAUGCUAUACCUGGUGGUGGAAGUAGUGUACUUGGUCAUCUUAAUAUGAUGGCAAAUUCUGGAAUUCCCAUGAGUCCAAAGGAUUAUAUUAAUUUUAAUAAUAUGUAUUAUCUCCCCAAUGCAAUGAAUGGCUAUGAUAAUAAUAUAUAUGCACAAAGUACUACAGCUAGCAAUCCUGCAUCUAAUUUUGACAUGUACAUGAAUUAUUAUAACUACAGUAUGGGAAACGUACCGUUUAAUGUGUUCCCCAAUAUGAAUUCGGCUGAUUCUUUUAGUGCAAAUUAUAAUAUGUAUCCGAAUUCUUAUGAUCAAACAAAUGAAAUGAAAAAUAAGCAUACAUAUAACAAAAAUAAAGCAAUUAAAUAUGUUCGGGUAGGAGGAAAUGAUGGAAAUAAUAUGAUUAGAAGUAAUGAUAAUAAUUUUAAUAACGUAGUUGUUGGUACAGGAAUACCACACGCAGGGGCAGGUGGAUUAGGAGGUAGCGGCGCUGCAAUAGCAAAUAAUGCAAAUGAAUAUUAUGCCAAUGUUUAUAACAAUUACAACAAUAUGUACAACAACAUGUAUAAUAAUAUGUAUAGUAAUAAUAUUCAUAGUAAUAUGUACCAUGAAAAUGGAAAUAAUAAUAAGAAUGGUAAGCAUAUGGAUGAUUUCAGAAGAUAUCAUCACAUAGACGGGAUGAACGAAAAAGCAGUACCAGCUGCAGCAGGAGCAGGAGGAAAUAACAAUGGUGGUGGUUUACACCAUCAUCGAAUGAACAAGAAUCAUAAGGACAACGAUUACCAUAAGGGAAUCAAUGGAUCAUUUACCACAGGAACGAAUGGAAGCAAUGGAAAUAAGAAUAACAGGGGUUCGACUAAUGAUAACAGCGGUAGCAGUAGCGUCAACAGUGGGAAUAACGGUGGGGAGAAGAAUCGAAGCAGAAGCAGCAGCAAUUGCAACAGCAGCACAUAUAAUGGAAACAACAACAACAAUAACAAUAACAACAAUAGUGGUAGUAACAACAAUAGUGGAAGUAACAACAAUAGUGGAAGUAACAACAAUGGCAAAAGUAACAACAGUAGCAGUAAUAACAACAAUAGCAACAGUAACAACAAUGGCAACAAUGGCAACAAUAACAAUAGUAGCAGCAAUAACAACAGUAGCAGUAAUAACAAUCAUAACAAGAGCAACCAUAGCAGGAACAACCAUAGCAAGAACAACAGCCGUGGGAAUAAUAAUGGACAUAACAACAAUGGCACAAGUAACGGAUACAAUAGCAAUAAUCGAAGUAACAACAAUGUUGGUGACAGAAUUGUAGGUGGAAGCACAAACAUCACAAGUCGUAUGGGUGGAAAUGGCACUGGAAGUAGUAAUAAUAAUAAAGGUACCAUGAAAGUUAAUGAGUAUAAUAAAAAGAACAAUAAGAGCAAUAAAACCAGUAACAGCAAUAAUAGCGGUAGUAACAACGGAAGCAACAACGGAAGCAAUAACAAAAUGAUAAAUAACAAAUUUAACAAAAAAGAGCUAGCUGUGUGGCAUGAUAAUAACAAUAAUAAUUUUCCAGCCAAAAAUGAAAACAAAUCAGUGGAAAAAAAAAAUGGAAAAGUCUAUUAUAAUAAAAAAAAUAAUACAAAUAAAAUAGCAGAGAAAAAAAACGAUUACCUCAUGGAGUUAGGAGGGAUGGAAGGAGAGAAAAAAAAAAAAAAAAAAAACGAUAAUAAGAAAAAAGAUGAUUCAUCAUUAUCACUCCAUGCUACUGAUUUUUUUAAUGACAGUGCCGUUAAAAUGAAGGAUAAAUGGAAAAGGACUAAUCCAAAAUUAAAGUAUGAUGAUAACUGUAAAGAAAUGGGAAAUCAUCAUGAACAGCAACUACGAGUGAGAGAUGGAGUAGCUCAUGGAAUUGAUGAUGAGGAUUGUGUGUAUGAUGUUGAUGUGGCAGGUAAAGAGAAUCACUCUAAGCAUCGAGAUGAAGACGAUUGUAUAUUCAGUGGAGGAAAUGCAAACCAUGUGGAUGAUGAUGAAAAAAUCGACAGUGAAAAGAAGAACAGUGACAGUGAAAGACCGCAGAAACAUUUGACGAAUGGAGAACAAGUAAGAAAGGAAGAAAAUAACAACACACAAAAAAAUGAUGAUGAAAAACAAUCACACAUAGAAAGAAAAAACAAAAAGGACAUUAAUGAUAAAAAUAAUCAACCAAUUAGUAAUGAUUCCAAGGAUCAGAACAACAAAAUUGUGUCAAGAAACAGCCCUGCAAAGAAAAAUUUUACAAAUAAAUUUUCUUCAAAUAAAGACAAAAAUACAAUUAAUUCGGAGGAGAAAAAGGCACUUAAGAAUAGGAACAACAAAAUGGAGGAUGUUGACGGAAGUAGAAAUGUCAGUGGAAAUAUUAGUGGAACUAUUGCAGGAAAUGAUAAUCCCAUGAAUAAUUGCAACACACAAAACCGUAAGAAGUAUUCCUAUGUAGAUAUUAUGGAUUCAUGUAAAAAAUUAACAAACGUAGAUGCCCCUCCUGAAUGCAUUGACAAGUUGAUGAAGGAAAACGUUUCUCUUUUUAGAAAGCGGGACGACAAGUUUUGUUGGAAGCUAAACGUUUUUUAA
This is a messenger RNA of Plasmodium gonderi, 5877 nucleotides long. RefSeq lists its product as hypothetical. The record is from RefSeq and is a predicted model, not a curated record. Bases 1 to 5877 code for a protein of 1958 amino acids. The transcript has a single exon. NCBI's taxonomy places the organism in Eukaryota, Apicomplexa, Aconoidasida, Haemosporida, Plasmodiidae.